AUGUCAUUAAAACAAUCACCAACUAAAGAAGAUAUAGAAUUAGGUAAUCUAGAUGAAGAUUUAUAUUCAUCUUCUUCAAAAUCAAAUAAUCAACCAACAACUAAAUAUGGCAAAUUCAUUGAUGGGUUCAAAAGAGCUCCUGAAUCUAAUGUUGUAGGUGGUGAAAUGAAACAAACAAUAUCCAAAAAUGAAUUAAGAUUAAUGUCAUUAUCUACUGGGUUAGGAACUGGGUUAUUAGUUGCAAGUGGGAGUAAAUUACAUACUGCUGGACCAGCAGGUGUAUUAAUAGCAUAUUUUAUAACCGGUGUAUUGAUGUUGGUACCCACAGUCAAUUGUGUUUCAGAAUUGAGUAUAUGUUAUACGGGUUUACCUGGUGGAUUUCAAUCAUAUUAUGCAAAAUUUAUUGAUGAAAGUUUAGGAUUUGCGUUAGGUUGGAAUUAUGCAUUUCAAUGGUGUUGUGUUUUAAGUUUGGAGUUGGUUACUGCGGCAAUGACUAUCAAAUUUUGGAAUACUUCAGUAAAUCCUGAUGUUUGGGUGACAGUUUUUUUGGUUGUUGUCAUUUUGAUAAAUUUAGGUGGUGCUAGAUUAUAUGCAUAUGCUGAAGGUGUUUUCAAUUCUUGUAAAGUAUUGAUGCUUUGUGGAUUUGUAUUGUUUGGUUUGAUUAUUGAUGUUGGUGGUGGUCCUCAAGGUUUUAUUGGUGGUAGAUAUUAUCAUAAUCCUGGAGCUUUUACAACUUUUAAAGGAUUAGCUUCUGUAUUUGUAACAGGUGCUUUUUCAUUAGGUGGGUCUGAAUUUAUAAGUAUAUCUGCAAGUGAAACCAAACAUCCAAGAAGUUCUAUAAGAGCUGCUUCAAAAUUAGUUUGGGUUAAAGUUAUUAUAUUGUUUUUAGGUAGUUUAACAUUUGUUGGUCUUUUAGUUCCUUAUAAUAGUGAUAGAUUAAUGGGUUCAGGAGAUGCUGCUUCUCAUGCAUCACCUUAUGUAUUAGCUGCUGAAUUACAUGGUGUUAAAGUUUUACCACAUAUAGUUAAUGCUGUUAUUUUAAUUUCAGUUACUUCAGUUGCUACUGCUGCAAUGUAUAGUUCACCAAGAUUAAUGCAAUCAAUGUCUCAACAAGGUUUGGGACCAAAAUGGUUGAAUUAUAUAGAUAGAGAAGGUAGACCUUUAAGAGCAUUUUUCCUCGUUGUUAUUUCAGGUUUUUUUGCAUUUAUUGCUGCAUACGAUAAGCAAGAAACUGUAUUUACUUGGUUAUUAUCAAUUUCAGGUAUUUCUUUUGUGUUGUGUUGGUUAUUUAUUUGUGUUUCUUAUAUUAGAUUCAGAGCAGCAUUGAAGUAUAAUAAUAUUUCCUUGGAUACAUUGGCUUAUAAAUCACCAACUGGGGUAUUAGGAGCUUAUGUUUCAAUAAUUAUAAAUUCAUUAAUUUUGAUUGCACAAUUUUGGACAUCAUUAUUCCCAGCUGAUAAACCUGAUGCUAAUAAUUUUUUCCAAAAUUAUUUAGGAGCUCCUGUGUUUUUGGUUUGUUAUAUUGUUCAUAAAUUAUGGACUAGAAAUUGGAAAUUAUGGAAACCUGUUCAAGAUAUUGAUGUUGAUAAAGAUCGUGUGAUUUAUGAUCCUGAAUUAUUAGAAUUGGAAAAUUUGGAAGAUAGAGAAAGGUAUAUAAAGGCUCCAUUUUGGAAGAAAAUAUUGAUCAUUUGUUUUGAUUAG
This is a messenger RNA of Lodderomyces jiufengensis, 1701 nucleotides long. RefSeq names its product GNP1. The coding region runs from base 1 to 1701 and encodes 566 amino acids. The transcript has a single exon. The record is from RefSeq and is a predicted model, not a curated record. Gene Ontology annotation, biological process: amino acid transmembrane transport. Gene Ontology annotation, molecular function: amino acid transmembrane transporter activity. Lineage: Eukaryota; Fungi; Ascomycota; Pichiomycetes; Serinales; Debaryomycetaceae. Gene Ontology annotation, cellular component: membrane.